Moneuplotes crassus is the source of this 479-nucleotide messenger RNA. The record is from the annotation of a GenBank genome assembly. Lineage: Eukaryota; Ciliophora; Spirotrichea; Euplotida; Euplotidae.
UAUUAGCCAAGAUGCUGCAUUCACGAAACAGGAAGCUUAAGAGAAUCUCCAGAUUUGUAGGGUUCUUCGUGAUUGUAGGAGCAGGGUGUUACUACAGAAUCAAAGAAAACUUCACUAAAACUGGAAAUUACUUGAAUUCUGAUGAAUUCAUUGAGAAGAAUCCUCUUGUUCCUUCUUUCGUUAAGGAGCUUCAUAGUGAGGGGAAGAACAUCAAUAUCAAGAAGAAGCUUCUUAAGAGCCACAGACUUCCUUUCAUGGAUGAGCAUGAGUUUAGGUACAUGGGCAAGACACUUCUUCAUAAUGAAGGUUUAGACCGCAAGAAUGAGUAUAAACCUAUUGCUCUUCCUAAAGAUUACCGUGAAUAUCAGAAAUUGAGCCAAUAUUACAUUAAAAGAGGUGGAGCCAGAGAAGCUAGUCGUAAGCUUGUUGUGUAUAGAUACUGGCUUCGAAAAUUUAUAUUUCAUUAAAAAUGCCCUCAA